Anastrepha ludens (Mexican fruit fly) is the source of this 2168-nucleotide messenger RNA. RefSeq names its product protein VAC14 homolog. Bases 110 to 2164 code for a protein of 684 amino acids. NCBI's taxonomy places the organism in Eukaryota, Metazoa, Arthropoda, Insecta, Diptera, Tephritidae. Gene Ontology annotation, biological process: positive regulation of kinase activity; phosphatidylinositol biosynthetic process. Gene Ontology annotation, cellular component: PAS complex; endosome membrane. The record is from RefSeq and is a predicted model, not a curated record. The transcript has 13 exons.
UUGACAACAGCGAUUAUAUUUUGGAUUGAUGACAUUUCUAUGGGAUUAAGUUCCGUUUGAUAUCUCCAAAGAGACAGUGGAAAUAAUAAAGUAUUCAUUGCGGUAAGAAAUGGAAUCCCCAUACGCCCCUUUAAGCGAAAGCUGCGCCAAGGCACUGGCGGACAAGGCUUACGAAAAGCGUAAAGUAGCCUCACAGGAAAUAGAAAAGAUGGUGACGGAAUUUAAUAUGAAGAAGAACUCUGUACAGAUACGAAAAUUGAUAGAAGUACUUUCAAAUGAUUUCGCGACGUCCCGAGACCCUAACCGACGUAAGGGCGGAUUAAUCGGUUUAGCAGCAACCAGCCUUGGACUGGGAAAGGAUUCGGAGCGUUAUGUGAGUGAAUUGGUUACACCUAUUCUGAACUGCCUUAGUGACCCAGAUGUUCGGGUGCGCUAUUUCGCCUGCGAAUCUUUAUACAAUGUAGUUAAAGUAGCGAGAGCAGCUAUCAUACCUUUCUUUCCAGAAUUAUUUUCUGCAUUAUCACGGUUGGUAGCUGAUUCUGAUCAAAUGGUAAAGGAUGGCAGUGAGUUGCUGGAUCGCUUGCUAAAGGAUAUUGUCACUGAAUCUUCGCAGACGUUUAAUUUGGAGGCAUUUAUACCACUUCUAAAAGAACGCGUUUACGCAACAAAUUCAUUUGCUAGACAAUACGUUAUAUCGUGGAUAUCGAUUUUGAACGCAGUUCCCGAAAUAAAUAUGGUUAUUUAUUUAACAGACAUUUUAGAUGGACUUUUUACAAUGUUGGAGGACAACACCCUAGAAAUUCAACGCAUGUGCGAAACAACGCUAAGCCAGUUUCUGAAAUCCAUUAGAAUCGACUCGACUUCUGUGCGGAUGGAGGAUACAAUAAAUAUUCUAAUUAUUCAUGCACAGUCGCCUAAUGAACUUAUAAAAUCAAUUGCUAUAACCUGGAUACGCGAAUUCGUUCAAAUAUUUGGACCAAAUGUAUUGCCUUAUGCCAGCGGGAUAUUUACUGCAAUUUUACCGUGUCUGGAAUACAACGUUGAAUCUAAGAAGAAUAUCAAGGAGUGUGCAGUUUCUGUCAAUACCUCGAUAAUGUUAUUAAUAUCAGCUAAAGAACACAAGUCGAAAAAUAUUGAGAAAAUAGAUUUACGUUCUGUCAUGGAAGUGCUUUCGCAGUAUUUGACACAUAACUCGGUGCAUACAAAAGUUGCCGUGCUAAAAUGGAUUCACCAUCUAUUUACACAUUUUCCCAACGAGAUGUCACCGCAUGCAAACAAUUUGAGUACUAACUUGCUAGGCAUAUUAUCGGACAAUUCGGACGAGGUUGUACUUCAGUGCUUAUCGGUGUUAGCGGAAAUUUUAAAUUCAACUUAUAGUAAAGACUCCAGUGACUUCAAUAAAGCGCACUAUCGUAAAUUCCUCCUAAGUUUGAUCAACUUAUUUGGCGAGGAAAAGAAGUUUUUGGACAAUCGUGCAAGUCUUAUAAUUAGGCAAUUAUGCGUAUUGCUGAAUGCGGAGUAUAUCUAUCGUACCUUCGCCGAAAUUAUUGAUGAAGAAGUUACUAAAUUUGCCUCGACAAUGGUACGCUUACUUAACAUGAUAUUGUUGACAUCACCCGAGCUCUUUGAACUACGGAAUUCUUUACGAGACAUUACAAAUGAACAUUCAGCGGAUUUAUUUAAAUGUCUUUAUAAGAGUUGGGCCCACUGUCCUGUCUCCACACUAUCUCUAUGCCUGCUGGCGCAAAAUUAUCAACAUGUUUCACAACUUGUAGUACUGUUCGGUGAUGUGGAAAUAACUUUGGAACUACUGAGCGAAUUAGACAAAUUAGUACAGCUUAUAGAAUCGCCGAUUUUUGCACCCUUACGUCUCACGUUGGUUUCAAAAGCAAAUAACUCUGCAGAUGCGCAGCACCUGGCACACGCGCUAUUUGGUGUUCUCAUGCUGUUACCCCAAACGGAUGCUUUCAACUUAUUAAAGAAUCGCUUGCAAUGUGUACCCAACUAUUGGGGUCAAACGCCAAUCGAUGAAAAGAAUUCACUGCAGUAUAAAAGCAAAAUCAAUUUUGAAAACUUGUUGCAACAUUUUAAGAAGGUUCAAGAAUCUCAACGGGCAUUACGGAUUCAACAGAGACGGAAUAUCAUUCUACCUGAGGAAAAUUAAGAAG